AUGUCCGCAGUACUUCUUCCUGACUCCCGUAUCACCUCAAUGGUGAUGGGAGACGACAUCUUUGCGUAUGCACAAGCUUAUGAUGGCGAUCUGUACCAGUUUGUCGGGGCUGUUGACGACGGCGUGGCUUACUACGGCCAGAGGAGGAAGUCGGGCGUCAUCAUCGAGCGCCUGCGAGGCAGCAAGCCUGGGCCCAACGCCCCCAAGCUUUUCACGCCGCUUGCCGCUGUGUCGUUCGUGGAUGAGCUCAACAAGCCGAUGGCCGAGAAGUUUGUCUUUUAUUUGGACGAUAACAACAUCCUCCACGACCAGUACUACAACUCGACCACCAACAACGAAUUUCAACACGGGACUUUGUCGAGCCUGAAGAUCGAAUGUGCUCACUACUCGUCCUUGGCCGCCGUCACCAUCAAGGGCGACGUUGUGAACCACAUGUGUGUGUUCUACCAGACCCCCGGCAAGGACGGCGCCGUCAAAAUGGUUAGCUUUGCCGGCUGGCAUCGAACCUGGGAGUUAGGUCAGGCCAACCUCAGGGACCCGCCCCUCUACGGCACCUCUUUGACCGCUGUGCCUCCUCGUCCCCGGCAUUCUGGGGCGGAGUGGCUCGGCCCCGGGCAAACGCAGGACAGCCGGUAUACUACCUCCAAAUGGACAACAAUGCUGUUGGGAGUGGACAGGGCACGUCAGCCUCUCCCGCUGUCAGGCUACGACAACGACGGCAAGCCGGUUGCGUUCCCGCCUCACACAAGCCUUACCGCCGUGGACAAUGGCUCGCAGCUCCAUCUCAUCUACAAGUCGCACUCCGGAAAGGUGAAGGUGAUCCGCCUGGACCCCAACCAAGGCCUCCAAGUCCCCGAACUGUUCUUCCACGACCUCAACGUGGCACCCAGGAGUUACAUAUCCGCAUGCCUGGCCCCCAACACGGGCAUCAACACCAGCAUCGUCUUGUUCUACCAGGUCCUUGACGAGGUCUCCAGAAAGGUCCAGAUGACGGCCAGGGUGGUAUCCAGGCCCACCGCCGCCGCCAGUGGUACCCAGUGGAAUGUGUCGGACAAGGAAAUCCUAGGGCGGUGUGAUGUGCAUUUGUGA
Messenger RNA from Chaetomium globosum CBS 148.51, 1089 nucleotides. RefSeq lists its product as uncharacterized. Lineage: Eukaryota; Fungi; Ascomycota; Sordariomycetes; Sordariales; Chaetomiaceae. The record is from RefSeq and is a predicted model, not a curated record. The coding region runs from base 1 to 1089 and encodes 362 amino acids. The transcript is spliced from 3 exons.